AUCCCAAAAACCCUAUAGACAGAUUCCGAUCCCAACAGUUCACUCAUUCUCAGUUUCAGGCCCCCAUCAAUGGCCGACGAAGAAGAAGACGAAGAGAACAACAACAAUGACAUAGAGACCAUCUCACCAACGUUCCCGAAUAGCCGAGUCAAGAAAAUCAUGAAACUCGACAAAGACAUCAACAAGGUCAACUCGGAGGCCCUAUUCCUCAUCUCGUGCUCCACCGAUCUCUUCCUCCAAUUCCUCGCCGAGAAAUCUGCCCGAGUCGCGAUCGAGAAGAAGCGCAAGACAAUCAAGCUCGAGCAUUUGAGAGUCGCCGUCAAAAGGCACCAGCCGACUAGCGAUUUCCUCCUCGACUCGCUUCCGAUGUCUUCGCAGCCGGCGGAUCGCCCACCUGAGGCCCGGACUCGGUCAGCGGAGAAACCGGUUCCGGCUGGGACUCGGCGGAUCGAUGAUUUCUUUCAGAAGGGUUCUUAGUUUUUUUUCAAUUUUUUUUUUUGUUGCCAAUCUAUGAAAAUUGUACUGGUUUGAUGAUUUAAUUUAGGUUAUUUUGAUGAAGUAUUUGGAUGGUGUAAAAUCAUUAAAAAAGAUAUGCAAUUAAUCGCUGUUUUUGUCGUACUCUCUUAAUUAGGGGCGGGGAGAAGUGGAAAUUUGGGCUCAUUAAUGGUUGUUUUGAUUUGUCACUGUGCGGUGUGAGUUGUUGUAAAUUGAUAUCAGUGGUGAUCAAAAAACAGUGCUUACCCGUUCUUCCCAGUUUGAGCUUAA
This is a messenger RNA of Camellia sinensis, 765 nucleotides long. It is a transcript of the gene NF-YC13, whose product is annotated as nuclear factor Y, subunit C13. Gene Ontology annotation, molecular function: transcription cis-regulatory region binding; protein heterodimerization activity. NCBI's taxonomy places the organism in Eukaryota, Viridiplantae, Streptophyta, Magnoliopsida, Ericales, Theaceae. Gene Ontology annotation, cellular component: nucleus. The record is from RefSeq and is a predicted model, not a curated record. Gene Ontology annotation, biological process: regulation of DNA-templated transcription.